UGAAAUCAGGCGAUAUGACUGAUUAAAGUUAAAGCGUUAGAAAAGUUUUAAACAUGGAGAUCAUAUGGGCGUUGUUACUUCUGUUUAUCGUGUCAGUGAACGCAAAAUUUUUGCGUCUUUGUAGAAAAAAAACAGGAUGGUUAGAAUGCAACUCUGACGAAACAAUCUCUAUAAACAAAGCUUGGUAUGCACGAUGGAAUAAGGUUCACUGCAAUAAUGGUAGAUGGUUUGAAAAAUAUAACUGCGCAGGCACUAAAGUCGAUUUUAUUAUUCAAGAUAUUUGCAAGGGGAAACAAAAUUGUAGAAUUACAGCUACGACAAGAUUCCUGGGAAUUUCUGACCCAUGUUAUUUUAGCAAUGAAUAUUUGGAAAUAUACUACACUUGCAAACGAACUGUAACACCAACUACAGCAAUUACAACGAAAACGACAACAAAGUCAACAACAACAACAACAUCAACAACAAUAACAUCAGCAACAAAAGCAGGAAAAACAACUGGAGCCAAUGCCACUACCACAAAAUUCACAACAAAGGCAACCACAACAUUACCAUAUCAAGAAAAAAUACUCUGUGAACAAAAACACAGUCUGAUCCGAUGCGAUGAAAACAGCACGUUGCAUUUUAUCACUGCAACAUUUGGUCGAUCAAAUCGAAAUGAAUGCCUCUAUGGAAAACGCACCAACACAAAUUGCAACUUAGACGUUUUGAAGUAUUUCUACGCUCAUUGUGAGAAACGAAGACUUUGUAUCCUAGUAGCUACUGUCGAUACUUUUGGUGAUCCAUGUCCAGGCACAUCAAAAUACCUGCACCUCAGAUACACCUGCAAGCCUUCAGUUAAUACAAUGACGACAAGCCAGCCAUCAGGAAAUACAUCCACGCAAGUAAAAACAACAGAUUCGAUAACAACGACCACGGUAGCAACAACAAAGCCACCUUAUAACACCAGGACUAUUUGUCAAAACUAUAACGCUAUGAUUCGUUGCUUCUCUGGACUAAUAAAUAUCAUUGGAGCAACAUUUGGACGUCAUGAUCGUACCACGUGCUCAAAGCAUGCUGUUGAAGAUGUCAACACGGAAUGUUCAACCAACGCAACAAGAUACGCAAACUUCUUGUGCUAUAGUAAACCUUUGUGUUUUGUGCAAUCAGGAGUUGCAGUCCAUGGAGAUCCAUGUCCUGGUACUGACAAAUAUUUGACAGUGAAGUACACUUGUGAACCAAGAAGUAAAUUUACAGCAAGACCUACCGUUUUUAUUCCAUCUGUACGAACAGCUCCAGUACGAACUGGAAACUUCACAACACCGCCAAGAGCAAUAUGCGGAACACCGGCUACUCAACAAUCGCGUAUAAUAAGUGGAAAAAAUGCCAAACGCGGGGCGUGGCCAUGGCAAGUAGCAUUGUACAAAUCAACUGGUCAGUUUGUGUGUGGAGGAUCCAUUAUUGAUCCAUUUUGGAUAGUAACUGCAGCACAUUGCGUAAACAAUGAUCCUGAUCCAUCAAGCUACUAUGUUGUACUGGGCGAUCUUGAUCGAACAAAGAUUGAGGGCAGUGAGAUGAAGUAUUAUCUCUCUAAGAUCAGCAUUCAUCAUGAUUAUGGAGAUGUGUUCAAAUUCAAACACGACAAUGAUAUUGCAGUACUAAAUUUAGAUCGACCGGUGCUAUUUAGUCCUCUCGUAUCGCCGGUAUGCUUGUCGAACCAAACCAAUGGAAAUUUGACAAAUUGCUAUGUUACUGGAUGGGGUAAAAUCAAAUUUCCUGGUCAUUCACACACAUUCUUACAGCAAGCAUCUGUUCAGCUUGUUUCGCGUUCAGUAUGCCGAGCGAAAUUGAGAAGCUCUAAAGCUAUAACGGGCGGUGGUAUCAGUGACAAUAUGAUUUGCGCUGACAGCAAAGAUGCUAGCAACGCUUGCCAAGGCGACAGUGGUGGACCUUUGGUUUGUCAAAAUCCCUACGGUCAAUGGUUUUUAAAAGGAGUCAUUAGUUGGGGUUCGCCAAGAUGUUCCAUAAAAGACAUGUACUUGGUACUAGUCAACGUCGAUAGAUAUCUACCAUGGUUGAAAUACAUAGCAGGAGUGUGAACCAAAUGAGUGUAUACCAUAGAAGGGUAAACCAUACUCUAUGAAAUGGAAACAAAUAAAUUCAAAUUGGUUUUGUUAUAUUAUUUAUUUUUUCCAAAUAUGUGUCUAUUUUGUUUUUCUGUCUCGCCACCACUCUUUGACA
Messenger RNA from Hydractinia symbiolongicarpus, 2217 nucleotides. Its product is annotated as serine protease filzig-like. Gene Ontology annotation, biological process: proteolysis. Gene Ontology annotation, molecular function: serine-type endopeptidase activity; carbohydrate binding. Lineage: Eukaryota; Metazoa; Cnidaria; Hydrozoa; Anthoathecata; Hydractiniidae. The transcript is spliced from 11 exons. The coding region runs from base 54 to 2075 and encodes 673 amino acids. The record is from RefSeq and is a predicted model, not a curated record.